This is a messenger RNA of Daldinia caldariorum, 3002 nucleotides long. RefSeq lists its product as uncharacterized. Gene Ontology annotation, molecular function: protein binding. The record is from RefSeq and is a predicted model, not a curated record. Bases 460 to 2553 code for a protein of 697 amino acids. The transcript is spliced from 2 exons. NCBI's taxonomy places the organism in Eukaryota, Fungi, Ascomycota, Sordariomycetes, Xylariales, Hypoxylaceae.
CUCAUUAAGAUGGCGCAACUGUCUUCUCAACUUCUUACAUGUACCUAAUCUUAAUAGACGCCUGGCCGCUCAAGUUGAAACUAUUCAAAAGUUCAACGCGUCGUCAAUUCUCAUAAUUUAUACCGUUUUUAACCACUAUCCCUUACCUGUUGCAGCUUCAUCUUGUCACUCCUUCUUCAGCCCGCAUGCCAAUCACGUCGCUGGUGACGUCUCAUCUCAUCUCUCAUCUCAUCUCGCGCAUCCUCCAUUCCCAGUAACAAUUCUCCGAACUGCGUGAAAUCACUAUAGCCAACACAGCACUACAUCCUUCCAUACCUCAUAUAAAUUACUUAUUGUGUCAAUAAUUAUUUCGCACAUUUAAUGACUAGUUUAUCUAAUCAAAUUGAUCACCGAUACUUAUUUGUUAAAACCCAGCAACCACUGCGCAUCGGAUCCACGCGUCUAGAGUUGUGAGAUACCAUGGCAUCAGUAACGUCCUUGGAUAAGGACUUGCGAAAGUUGCGCCUCGAAAAGUACACACCCGCCGCUGCGAACGAGGCCCGGUCGUGGAUUGAGAGCGUGUUAGGUACCACACUUCCAUCCAACGAUCUUCUCGACGGGCUGAAGGAUGGCGUUGCCCUAUGCAAACUUGUCAAUCUCGCCAUUGGCCCUCCCGGCGUUAAAUUCAAACAAUCCUCUAUGCCCUUUAUGCAGAUGGAGAACAUCUCCCAUUUCCUUCGUGCCUGCCAGUCGCCACCCCUGAACUUACAAGAUCACGACGUAUUUCUCACGGUCGACUUAUACGAGCGCAAAGACCCUGCCCAAGUCCUCCAAUGUCUAGGCGCUUUCUCUCGUGCCGCGCAUGCUAUUAAUCCCUCCGCAUUUCCCUCCCCUAUCGGACCGAAGGCAAAAGUCUCUACCACCAUGAGCCCGCAAAGUACUGGUCCGACAACACCGCGCAACAGAGGACUGUCUAAUGCCAGUAACAAUUCGUCCAACUAUGGCUCACGGUCGGGUAUAACUCCUUCAAAAACUGGCGACUCGGGUUUGGGACGUUGGAGUCCUACCAAGAGUCCAACCUCAGCGAGCGAACGUGUAUCGUCACCGUCCGUAUCUAGUUGGAGCAAGAGAGACCUGGAAGGAGUUACAAGCCCCGCGUGGAAUAUUGCGCAAUACGGUUAUUUGGGCGGUGCGAGCCAAGGCAAUCUAGGUAUAUCCUUCGGGGGGCGGCGGCAGAUCACGAGCGCCAGUCCCCACGUCCUGACUUUGGCCGAUAAGGAGCGCAAGCGCAAAGAGCAGGAAGCUGAGGCCGAACGACAAAGGUUACAAGCGGAAGAGGAGGAGCGUAUUCGUAAGGCCAAGUUAGAAGCCGAAGAGGAACGGGCACGGCUGGAAGAGGAGAGCAGAUGGGAGGAGGAAACGAGGCGACUGCGCGCGGAGGAAAAGCGUAAGGCAGAAGAAGAGAAGCGUCGAUGGGAGGAAGAGGAACGCCAGUGGAAAAUAACAGAGGAAAAGCGAAGGAGGGAGGAAGAGGAAGCAGAAGCGAGGUUAGCCGAAGAACGCCGUCGUGCGAAAGCACAAAACGACACCCGAUUACAAGGUCAAUUCCUGAGCCAAUACCAAGCCGAAAACGGUAUCGCGCCGCAAAGGAGUGGCGAAGGUAGAUAUAGCGAUCGCAUAAAACAAUUGGAGCAAGAACUAGAAUUAGCAAGGAAAAGGGAGAUGGAGUAUGAGGAAGAGCGACAGAGGCGGUUGCCCAACCGAGCGCGGUCUCGCAGUCGGCCUAAAAAGGCAGAAUCUAGACCACCAAGUCGCCAAGACUCCUGGCGACCGAAAGACGAGCGCGAGUUCCUUAGUACACAAUGGAACCGACGCCAACAAGAACAGCGAGAGCGAGAGCAACAACAGCAAGAACAACAGAACGAUAUUGCUCCCCCGCCUCCGCCGCGUCCACUUCCCGUUCCUGGAUUGGUCCCACAGGUAAAGACCAAUCGUACAGGAGAACAACCACCGCCUGUUCCCGUUAAGCCCCAAAGAACUGGAGAGGGUAGGCCCCUACCCAUUCCGGACCGGCUCAAUAACCAUGUAAUUGGUGGUUCGAGCCCAAAUCCAACGUCACGACCUCUCCCCGUUCCAUCCCCAAAUUUCAACGGUAAUCGUACGGAUCGCUUCCUCUCCUCCAACCUGGCACCUGCUCCUGCUCCUCCUCAGCAAACAUAUUCCCGCGAGCUCGAGGCUACUGCAGAACGUGAUGCUGAGGACAGGCGACGAGCCGAUUCGCAAGCUAAGACGAAGGCUGGCGGUUGGGCUAGCAAAUCCCUACUAGAGCGAGAGAUGGAGAUGGAACGGCAAAGACAGCGCGAAUGGGAAGAAGCGCAGCGAGAGACGGCCAAGGCGGUCAGAGCAGGCGAUGGUGUAGAUGGUAUUGGCGGUGGGGUUGGUGGACGGUGGGACGUCAGCCAGUGGAGCGGAUAUACUGGCGGCGACAGCCAAAAUAAGGGGUCCGCAGGCAUCGGGGCUGGGAGGAGACAAAUUGUCGGACCUAGGCCAUUACCAAGCAGGCCCGGAUCAUAAACUGUUUUUUUCUUCCCUAUGAGGAAUUAGUUGUUCUCUCUGUUCUCUAACGAUAUACUUGACUUGAGAUGAUUCAAGGAAUAGAGAACAGGUAACGGCAUUAUGCAAAUGUGUUCUACCUAUUAUCCAGGGGUGAACGUUUUAUUGGCCGAAAUCGGCGCGCUGUUGGCUUCUUUUAUAGCAACGCCUACGAUGGAGAAGGAGAAGUGGUUAACCAAGAUUUAAGCUGUACAUAAGCUAGAUUUCAUUCGAAGCGGAAGAUAAAGGGGCUUCAUAUUUGCGGUAUAAGUGAUCCCCUGUUUUUUUUUAAAUCAGAUUUUAUUCUAUUAAGUAUAAGCUGAGUUGCGGUUGUGACGAAUGGGUGCUGCCCAUCAGUAAAUGGCGCGUUUAUGUAUCAUAGAAAACCGUUAGAAUACGACUUCUCAACUUGAAUUCUCUUCGCAUUACGC